AUGGAUGGUGAUGUUGCAGUCGGUGUGAAGAGAGGCUCAGAUGAGCUCACCAUGUACGGGAGCAGCCCCAACUCCAUGACCGCAAACGGCAGUGACAGUAAGAAGCAGCGUCUGGACGAGUCCCCCCCCUCCAGAGUGCUCCACAUCCGGAAGCUUCCCAACGAGGUGACGGAGACCGAGGUCAUUGCUCUGGGUCUGCCCUUUGGGAAAGUCACAAACAUCCUGAUGCUGAAGGGGAAAAACCAGGACAAUGUGGGACAGUAG
Menidia menidia (Atlantic silverside) is the source of this 264-nucleotide messenger RNA. NCBI's taxonomy places the organism in Eukaryota, Metazoa, Chordata, Actinopteri, Atheriniformes, Atherinopsidae. The record is from the annotation of a GenBank genome assembly.